Messenger RNA from Westerdykella ornata, 707 nucleotides. Its product is annotated as bola-like protein. Gene Ontology annotation, molecular function: 2 iron, 2 sulfur cluster binding. Gene Ontology annotation, cellular component: nucleus; cytosol. Gene Ontology annotation, biological process: intracellular iron ion homeostasis. Lineage: Eukaryota; Fungi; Ascomycota; Dothideomycetes; Pleosporales; Sporormiaceae. The transcript has 2 exons. Bases 107 to 412 code for a protein of 101 amino acids. The record is from RefSeq and is a predicted model, not a curated record.
UGCACCACCAAGAGAGUUAAACAUCGAGAGGCCAGGGUUUGGUCUACACGAACGAACCGAUACAGAGACGUUUUGCCUGUGAGAGGAGACUUCGCAUUUCAGAAGAAUGAGCGCUCGAACCGACACCGAGGCCGCGCAGGUCCAAGCUGCCUCAGGAGUCACCAUUGAGGGACUCAGAAAGAAGCUCGAAGAGCAGCUGGACGCUACCUAUGUUGAGAUUGAAGAUAUGAGUGGUGGAUGCGGGCAAAUGUUCCAAGCCAUUAUCGUCUCGCCGCAAUUCGCAAAGAAAACGACCCUGGCGAGACAUCGGCUUGUCAAUGGCAUUCUCAAGGAGGAGAUUGCGGCCAUCCAUGCGUGGACGCCGAAGUGUCAUACGCCUGAAGAAUGGGAGAAGAAGAAGCCGCAGGCUUGAGAUGCAUGGCGGGAUCAAGAUGUCACGAGUUUCUAUAUGCAUCGGAUCUGAGUUAUGGACGUGGGAGGACGUGGACAAGGGUUGGCUUGAAGAAUCAUCGAUGAAGGGGCAACAACAUGAAAUGAAGCCACCAAACAAUCCACCUAGCUCAACAACACGCGUAUCUCCCCGCUAGUGCGAGGGAACAGAUCUCUCAGCCCAGGUGCAGGUUCCUGGCCGUCUUCCGCCGGUUCCGUAUCUUGAAGCAGGUCAUCCGCGGCCAGAAUCCUACUUUCAAUGAAUUCGAAAUCCUCGC